This is a messenger RNA of Strongyloides ratti, 1302 nucleotides long. Its product is annotated as Astacin-like metalloendopeptidase. Gene Ontology annotation, biological process: proteolysis. NCBI's taxonomy places the organism in Eukaryota, Metazoa, Nematoda, Chromadorea, Rhabditida, Strongyloididae. The record is from RefSeq and is a predicted model, not a curated record. Gene Ontology annotation, molecular function: zinc ion binding; metalloendopeptidase activity. The coding region runs from base 1 to 1302 and encodes 433 amino acids. The transcript has 2 exons.
AUGCAUUUUUUUGAAAAAGUCCUUUUUCUAAACAUGAUUAAUUUAAAAAAAUUAUUUCUACAUUCAGUAAUUUACAUGCUAUAUAUAUUUCCUUAUAUGAUUAAUUCAACUAAUUUUAGUUCAAAUGAUGAUUAUAUAGAAAAAGGAAAUAUAAAAAGAUCAAUAGAAGAAAUAAAUAAUUUUAAAUAUGAUAAUGAAAAAAUUGAUGAGAUAUCUACAAAUAAUAGAAAAAAAAGAGACAUAAUAAAAUCACAUUAUAACUGGACUUCACCAAUAUUCUACUAUUCGGAUAGUCGUAUAAAUUAUAGGAUUAUAAAACAAGCAAUAAGUAUUCUUGAAGAACACACAUGCUUAAAAUUUGCAAAGCCAAACAACUUAUUUCGAAUUCCAACAGGUAUCCGAUUCCUUCGAUCACGCAAAUGUUAUGCCUCAUUAGGAAAAAUUGUUGAUAAAGGCUGGCAAAUUAUAUAUGUUGGAAAAGAAUGUAAUACGGUUGUAGGAGUAUUACGUUUAAUAAUACGUACAUUAGGAAUAAUAUAUGAACAUUGUAGGUUGGAUAGAAAUUUUUUUAUUAAAGUAUAUGAAGAAAAUAUUGCUCAAAGUAGCAAAGAAGAUUUUCAAAUAUUACCACAAGCCAAAAUUAAACAAUUACAUUUACCUUAUGAAUAUGGAUCUUUUAUGCAUUUUGGAAUGUUUACUGGAAGUAAAAAUAAAAUGAAAACUUUAACACCAAAAGAUCUUCAUUAUAAAUAUACCGUAGGACAACAAGAAUCGCUUACGUUUAAUGAUGUAAAAACUUUAAAUAUGCAUUAUUGUUCUAAAGAAUGUCGAAUCAGAAUCCCAUGUUACAAUUAUGGAUAUCAAGAUCCUAAUAAUUGUUAUAAAUGUAUAUGUAUUGAUGGGUUUGAAGGUAUACAUUGUGAAAAAUUGACAAGAUCAGCACCAUGGUGUGGGCCGAAAGAACUGUAUGCAAAAGAAAAACCUAUAUUUUUUAAGUUGGUUGGAAAAAAAAAAUGUAUUUAUCACAUAAGAUCAACUAGAAAUAGACAAAUUAAAAUUGUAAUUUUAAAAAUGAGAAUGGAACCUACGUAUACAACUACUUGCUCAAUUCAUAGAUCACUAGAAAUAAAAUUUUGGUUGGAUAAAUCUGUAUCAGGUGCGAGAUUUUGUUUCCAAAAGUAUUCUAAAAUUAUAAAAUCACAGUCUAAUCAUGUUAUUUUAUAUUAUAGAAGUAAAGAUGCUAGAAGCUAUGUUUAUUUAUAUUUUAAAGAAGCGUCUCAAAUAAACAUACAUAGAGAAUAG